UCUCGGUCAGCGGGAGUCAUUCAAUGUGAAUAGUUUGCGGGUCACGGUGCAGGAGGUUGGGAGUAUGCUGGCAACUGGACAGUGGGAUUGUUUAUAUGUCUGACCUUGCUACUUUCUCGACGGGCUGCCGUAAAAGACGCAACAGAGGAAACUGCAGGCUCUUCCUCGAGUGACUACUGCAACAAAGCACAACCUAUCUUGCCUUUCUGGCUUUGUUUCUUUGGUUUUAACUUUGCUGUUUUUAACGGGAGAGAAAUGCUUCAAACACCUGAGCUCCACUUACAGAGCAUGUAAAUGGGAUGCGCAAAGAAAUUUGACUGCUUCAAGCGUUUGAAUCGCAUUAGGCUUACGUCGGUUGCAGCUGUCUUGUUAAUUUAAUUCAUUUAUAGAUUAUUGGUCUUAUUUUCUCCCCUGGAGUUUCGAGAAUGGAUAACUUUUUCACUGAGGGCUGCCGGGUGUGGGUAAGAGAACGAGACCAGCUCCAUCCUGCCACCAUUACCUUGUAUGAAGAUGGUUCUCUUCUGGCUACAACAGACUAUGGAGAGACAAGUAUUGGCUCAAUAUUAGCUGCUGUGAAUCCUUACAAGCAAAUUGGGGGCCUGUAUGAUUCUUCCACUGUUGAGCUUUACAGCCAACACCAUCUUGGAGAGCUUCCACCCCACAUUUUUGCAAUUGCUAAUGAGUGUUACAGCUGUCUGUGGAAGAGGCAUGAUGGUCAGUGUGUCCUUAUCAGUGGGGAGAGUGGAGCUGGAAAGACAGAGAGCACAAAAUUGCUACUGAAGUUUUUAUCUGUAAUGAGCCAGAACUCGGUCAGUACACCACCAUCUGAGAAAAGCACACAUGUGGAAGAGGCCAUCAUCGAGAGCAGUCCUAUAAUGGAGGCUUUUGGGAAUGCCAAAACUGUUUACAAUAAUAACUCCAGCCGUUUCGGAAAGUUCAUCCAACUGCACUUUUCUCAGAAUGGGAACAUUCAAGGAGGAUGUGUCAUUGACUAUUUACUGGAAAAGAACCGUGUAGUGAGACAGAAUCCUGGGGAGCGAAGCUAUCAUAUCUUCUAUGCCCUUCUAGCUGGAGCAGAUGCUGAACAGAAAGAGCUGUACUUCCUGUCUGAGCCUGAGUCAUUCCAUUAUCUGAGUCAGUCAGGUUGUGUUAAGGACAAAAGUUUGGAUGACAAAUGGCUGUUUAACAGUGUCAUGGUGGCACUGAAGGUAAUGGAAUUUAAUGAAGAAGAAAUCCGUGAUGUAUUCAAGCUUCUCUCUGCUAUACUACAGAUUGGAAACAUUGAAUUCAUGACAGCUGGUGGAGCCCAGAUAACCACCAAAGCAGUUAUCAACAAUGUAAGUGACCUGUUGGGCCUCGAUUCCUUCCAACUUUCAGAGGUGUUGACCCAGAGAUCGAUGAUCUUGCGAGGUGAAGAGAUCUGCUCUCCUCUUACUAUAGAGCAGGCAAUGGACUCAAGAGACUCCAUGGCUAUGGCACUUUAUUCCCAGUGCUUCUCCUGGAUCAUCAUGAAAAUCAAUACUAAAAUCAAAGGGAAGGAAAACUUCAAAUCUGUGGGCAUUUUGGAUAUCUUUGGCUUUGAAAACUUUGAGGUUAACCGAUUUGAGCAGUUUAGUAUCAACUAUGCCAAUGAAAAACUACAAGAAUAUUUUAAUAAGCACAUCUUUUCAUUGGAACAACUAGAAUAUAACAGAGAAGGAAUCCACUGGGAAGCUAUUGAUUGGAUGGAUAAUGCCGAAUGCCUGGAUCUUAUUGAAAAGAAACUAGGCUUGCUUGCCCUGAUAAAUGAGGAAAGCAGGUUUCCCAAAGGCACAGAUUACACAUUGCUGGAAAAGUUGCACAGUCGCCAUGCGACCAACCAGUAUUAUGUCAAACCCAGAAUGGCAGACCACCAAUUUGGAAUCAAGCACUAUGCAGGAGAGGUUUUAUAUGAUGUUAAAGGGAUAUUGGAGAAAAACAGAGACACGUUUAGAGAUGACAUCUUGAACAUGCUGAAAGACAGCAGACUGGACUUCAUCUAUGAUUUGUUUGAACGAGUAGCAAGUAGAAACAAUGAAGAAACAUUAAAGAUGGGGACAGCAAGACGCAAGCCCACAGUCAGUUCACAGUUCAGGGAUUCUCUACAUUCCCUCAUGGCAACACUGAGUGCUUCCAACCCAUUUUUUGUCCGCUGCAUAAAACCCAACAUGCUAAAGAUGCCAAAUAAAUUUGAUCCUGAGGUGGUCUUAAAUCAGUUGCGUUAUUCCGGGAUGCUGGAAACUGUCAAAAUUCGUCGGGCUGGCUUUCCAGUACGCAGACAGUUCAAGGAUUUCUACACAAGGUACCAUAUGUUACUUAAAGAAAAACGGACAAUUGGAGAUGAAAAUAAGAUGUGCACAAUGCUGCUGAAAAUAUUUGACAGCAAAAGCACAGAGUGGCAAAUGGGAAAGACUAAGGUAUUUCUGAAGGAGGCAUUGGAGCAGAAGCUGGAGAAGGCAAGGGAGGAGGCGCGGAGGAAGGCCGGCAUGGUGAUACGAGCCCACAUCCUGAGCUAUGUGGCAAGGAAACACUACCUGAAAGUCCUGGCAAGUGUUGUAACGAUCCAGAAAAACUACCGCAGCUACUUCUGGAGGAAAGGUUUUCUGCGCCUACGAUCGUCUGCCUUAGUAUUCCAGAAGCACUGGCGUGGCUGGUUGGCUCGUUGCUUGUAUCAACAUCUCAAAGAGGAGAAGCGCAAGAGGGAAGAGGAGGAGAGGAUAAAGAAAGAGGAAGAAGAGCGUAGACGGCGGGAGGAGGAGGAGAAACAGAAGAGGCUUCAGGAAGAAGAAGAGGAACGAUUAAGGCAGGAGGACCUGAAGAGGAAGGAGGAAGAGGAGUUAAGAAUCAGAGAGGAAGAACUUAGGAGGAAGAAAGAGGAGGAAACUAGGAUGAAAGAAGAGGAGGAAAAAAGACAAUUGGAUCAUAAGAAACUUGAGUUAAUUUCCAAAGAGGAAAUUAUUAAUACUAGUAGCACCAGUCCCCAACAAACCGAAGAAGAAAGCCGUCAGAUGGAAGAAAUCUUACGGCUGGAGCGUGAGAUCGAGCGACUGCAGAAGCAGAAGGAUGAGGGUGUUUCUCUGCUCUGUGAGAGCUCUCGGAUUGAACUUGAGCAACAUAGGAAUGCAGAAAUCAACCGACUGGAGAAGGAAGCCUCGCGAGUUGCUCAGGAGUUUUUAGAGCUUCUAGACUUUGGUGGCUUGGAGCGUUCCCUCUCCAGUGAGGAAAACUUGAAUGAUUCAUCUGAGCUUACUGCACCCCUGGCCGAAGAAGAAGUUGAUGAAGGAUUCCAUGCAGAGGAGGAUGUGAGUUUGCCUCCCAAAUCUCAGGAUAUGAGUACUGAAGAACAAUAUUUACAUGAUGAUAUCUAUGCCAAUCUCCCUCCUCCUCCUCCUCCUCCACCUUUACUAGUUGAUGAAGAAGAAAUGCCUGAAACCGUUAACCUUCCCAUGGUAUUCCCAUCAAGUUUGGAUCAAGUAGUACCUGAUCUCUCAAUUGAUAGCAGUGCAGUGGAGCAAAAUGUAGAACAAACUGUGUCAGAGAAUCUCGCUGAUAUAGAGGAACCCAUUUACAGUUUUCCUCCUGACUUGGAGUCUGACUAUGAUCAUGAUGAGUUUGAAGAGACAUUGGCCAGUUCUGGAGACCCAACAAGUACCACAGAUGGGCAUUUAACUGAUGAAGACAUUCUGAGGAAGUCCACAUGCACAUAUAACAGCCUGGACUCCUAUCGUGGCAGUUCAGACUCCUUUAUGGACAGUGAUGAUGAAAAUGAUGUCUACAUAGACACAGAUGAAGAGUUUUCUAAUGGCAGAGUAUCAAUGUUUAACGGAAGCGGGCCGCCAUACUUCCACAGUUACCUUUACAUGAAGGGUGGCCUAAUGAUUCCUUGGCGGCGGCGAUGGUGUGUCCUCAAAGAUGACACAUUCAUGUGGUUCCGAGCAAAGCAGGAGUCUUUGAAGUCUGGCUGGCUGUACAAAAAAGGUGGUGGCUUGUCAACUCUCUCACGGCGUAACUGGAAAAUGCGCUGGUUUGUUCUGCGAGAAUCCAAACUCAUGUACUUUGAAAAUGAUAGUGAAGAGAAGCUGAAAGGCACAAUUGACGUUCGGGUGGCCAAGGAAAUUGUUGACAAUCAUGAAAAAGAAAAUGCCUUGGACAUUGUGACUGAAGAAAGAACUUUUCACAUUGUAGCAGAAUCACCCGAGGAUGCAAGUGGCUGGUUCAACAUUCUCAGUCGGGUUCACGGUGCCACAUCCCAGCAACUUCGGGAAAUGCAUGAUGAGCAGGCCAAUCCUAAGAAUGCUGUGGGUACCUUGGAUGUUGGACUGAUUGAUUCAGUGUGUGCAUCGGAUAAUCCAGACAGGCCCAAUUCUUUUGUGAUCAUCACAGCUAAUCGGGUUAUCCAUUGCAACACUGACACCCCAGAAGAGAUGCACCACUGGAUAUCCCUGCUUCAGAAACCAAAGGGAGAUUCAAAGAUCGAAGGACAGGAGUUCCUUGUGAGAGGAUGGCUACACAAGGAGGUAAAGUCGGGAGCAAAGAGCACAUCUUUAAAACUUAAGAAAAGGUGGUUUGUUCUCACAAAUAACUCACUGGACUACUACAAAUCCUCAGAGCGCAGUGCCUCUAAACUUGGUACACUUGUUCUGAACAGUUUGUGUUCAGUGGUUCAACCUGAAGAAAAAAUCUUCAAAGAAACAGGUUAUUGGAACAUUAUCAUCCAUGGACGCAAGCACUCCUAUCGACUUUACACCAAAUUACUUAAUGAGGCCAUGAGAUGGGCAACGGCAAUACAGGGCGUCAUCGACACCAAAGUACCCAUUGAGACACCAACACAACAACUAAUUCGAGAUAUCAAGGAAAACAGCUUAAACUCAGAAGCUGUGGAGCAAACAUACAAGAGAAACCCAAUCUUGAGAUAUACUCAGCAUCCACUUCAUUCCCCGCUGCUUCCACUACCUUAUGGUGACAUCAGCUUGAAUCUUCAAAAAGAAAAGGGCUACUCCAGUCUUCAGGAUGAAGCAGUGAAAAUCUUCAACUCUCUGCAAGAAAUGGAAACCGUAUCGGACCCUGUGCCUAUAAUUCAGGGCAUCUUGCAGACCUGUCAGGACCUGCGGCCACUUAGAGAUGAGGUGUAUUGCCAAUUGAUCAAGCAGACCACACAUGUGCCACAUCCCAACAGCCCAGCCAAUCGUGCUCACUGGCAUCUCCUUACCUGUAUGAGCUGCACCUUUUUGCCCAGCCGUGGGAUCCUUCGCUACCUCAAGUUUCACCUUAAAAGGAUAAAAGACCUGUUCCCAGGGACAGAGAUUGAGAAGUAUGCCCACUUCAUCAGUGAGUCGUUAAAAAAGAGUAAGUCAAGAGAGUAUGUGCCAUCUCAGGAUGAGAUUGCUGCCUUGCUUACCCGACAGGAGAUGACAACAACAGUCUACUGUCAUGGUGGAGGAUCAUGUCAAAUCACCAUCAACUCCCAUACCACAGCUGGAGAGGUUGUAGAGAAACUGAUUCGUGGUUUGGCCAUGGAGGACAGUCGUAACAUGUUUGCUCUCUUUGAGCAGAAUCAGUCCACAGACAGAGCUGUGGAAAGUAGAGUUAUUGUUGCUGAUGUGUUAGCAAAAUUUGAAAGAUUGGUUGGAACUGAAGAGGAGGAAGAGGAAGGCCAAUGGCGACUUUACUUCAAACUCUAUUGCUUUUUAGAUGUGGAGAGUGUCCCUCAAGAUAGUGUGGAGUUUGCAUUCAUGUUUGAGCAGGCACAUGAAAGCCUAAUCAGUGGCCAUUUCCCCGCCCCAGAGGAGACCCUCCACCACCUAGCAGCUUUGCGUCUGCAGUAUCUACAUGGUGAAGUGUGCCCGGCUGGUUGGACUGUGGAAAGCGUUUAUCCAGUUGGACGUCUUCGCAGUCGCAUUUUGCAGUCCACAAAAAGUAGCAGCUAUAGUGGCAGCAGUUUUUCUAUGGGAUACACCCUGGAACGCCGACGCACCAGUUUUCUGGAAGGCACACUAAGACGAAGCUUUAAAACAGGCUCCAUGAAAAAGCAGCGCAUAGAAGAGGAACAGAUGUUGGAGAUGUGGAUCAAGGAGGAGCUGUCAGCCACACGGACAAGCAUUCUGGAAAAGUGGACAAGGCUUCAGGGAAUGCCCCAACUCCAAGCCAUGUACAAAUACAUGUCAAUCAUAAAGGAAUGGCCUGGGUACGGGUCUACUCUGUUUGAUGUGGAGUGCAAGGAAGGUGGAUUCCCACAUGACUUAUGGCUUGUGGUUAGUGCAGAGAAUGUGUCCCUCUAUAAGCGUGGGGACCCCAAGCCUCUGGAAACUUUUCCUUACGAGCACAUUGUUUUCUUUGGUGCUCCUCAACCCAGCACCUACAAACUCACAGUAGAUGAGCGAGAAAUGUUUUUUGAAACACCUCAAGUAGGGGAAAUAACCAAAAUCAUGAAGGCUUACAUAAACAUGAUUGUAAAAAAGCGCUGCAGCAUGAAGUCCAUGUCUGAACGAGGCAACUCCUGGAUGAGGUGAUUCACAAUGUUCUAGGCUGAUGCAACAUUACAAACCCAUCAGGUUAAGGAGGCUGCAAUCAGAUAGGGGGUUGUAUCAAAUGGAAGCUGACUUGUGAUUAUUGCAACUCAUGGAAGGGAAAAGAAGAGGCUAUUGAAUGAUGCAAAACUACUGAAAGCAUGCUUCAAAAAUCUGAAGUGGCAGUGAAGCUUCUUGAUCAAUGAAUCUCAAAAGGAGAGGUUGUUUGUUUGGUUUUUGGAGUAGUGAUGAAAUUAUGUAUAUUUUGCACAUUUUCUCAGCUGCCUAAUGCAUUCUCAGUAUACAAAAAUAUGUACCAAAGCUGCAAACUCCGUUCCAGCAACCUAUCUUCAGGUUAAGAAGACACGUGAUAUGGAACUUUAAUAUGCUUUAAUAUGAGAUAUUUAGUAAGUUAAUCUUUGUGUCCACAUGACUUCCUAAUGACGCCCUUAGGACUUUUGUGUAUUAUAUUCUAUGAACCUAUAAACUAAUUGUGGUGUUUUGUUUUGGCCCUGUCUGAGCCUUUGGUUUCUUCUACGUCUGCUCCUAAGCGAAACCUCACUUCAGCACUUUGGAGCAUGAAGGAGACCCCUUAUAAAAUAUCAACAACAGAAUUUUAUGGAGAAAGAAGACAACCAUAAGGCUGUUUUAGCAAGAUGCAAACCCAAUAUACUGACUAGCACAUUUUUAAAUAAUGAUGAUAAUAAAAAAAAAAGGGAUUUGUUUAUUGUUUGUUUAACUACUGGCCACUUAUCACUGAGAGCUACCAAGCAUAUGAGAGGACACCAAUGAAGCUUUAAGCACUAAACCAACAAUGUUCUUCCAGUUCUCUUUCACAAAGCUAAGGGGCCUUCCUCAGAUGACUUGGGAUAGCUGUGGUGGCUGCGAUGAUGUCUAGUGGGUGGCCAGCCAUGCAAGUGUAAAUGCAGGUUUGCUGUACUUUUAUGAGUUCACAGCGCUCAACAUCAAGCCAUGUGAUUUUUACAUUUUCUACGAGGUUUUUUUUUUGUUUUUUUUUGCUUUGCUACAUUUUGACAUUUAAACAAACUACUACUGAAUAUUACCCCUUUAACACUGUUCUUUCGGCCUUGUGUCCCUUUCUAGACAAGCAUGAUGAUUCUUGAAUUAACUCUUCACUCCGCACUGGUUCUUAUGUGUAAUGCAGUCAGGUACAGACACAAUUUCUAGUAAUCUUUUGAUAACAUAGCCUUCCAUGGGAGUACACUUGAGACCGUCAUGAAAGAGAAGACUGUGAUAAGAAAAGGGAAUGACUCCUAUGUAUACUUGGGUCUUUAUGCCUUAAUGACACUUGCUGCUUUUUUUUUUUUUCCUCUGUAAAAUGCCUUUCCCUUUUGAGAGGAACAUGUACUGUCUGAUGUUAACACCUUGGUUGCCCAGUUUAUUUAUUUUUUAUUUUUUUUGACCAUAACUUAUUUUUAUGAGUUGUGCUAUUACCUUUUUAUCCCUGACCCUACCAGGGAAUCUGUAAUAAGUAAAAGUUGACCUUUGUGGUUAUAAUCCUUGUUUUUAAGCAAGGAUAUAUUUUAUAUCUAUAAAUCUUAUUAGAAUUCAAUCUGUCCAUGCCUUCAGCUCUGUGAAUGAACCAGAUAAUAAGCAACACUGUAAAGGAGGUGGCAGAGUAAAGUGAGAUAACAUUGAUAACUCUCAAUGGGGC
Polypterus senegalus (gray bichir) is the source of this 8199-nucleotide messenger RNA. Its product is annotated as unconventional myosin-X-like. Bases 426 to 6527 code for a protein of 2033 amino acids. Gene Ontology annotation, cellular component: cytoskeleton; myosin complex. Gene Ontology annotation, biological process: signal transduction. Lineage: Eukaryota; Metazoa; Chordata; Cladistia; Polypteriformes; Polypteridae. The transcript has 40 exons. The record is from RefSeq and is a predicted model, not a curated record. Gene Ontology annotation, molecular function: protein binding; ATP binding; cytoskeletal motor activity.